UCCAGCCCCGGCCCAGACCACCGCGCUAGGUUGGGACGCAGUGUCUCCCGCGCCCAGGACUCGUGCUGCUGCCCAUGCCCCUCGCUCGGUGCCUGGGCGCCCCGCGGUCCGUGGGGCUGGCAGGGAACAUGGCUUCUUCCCGCCGCUCCCGGGGCCGUGACUGGGCGGGAGGCCUGGGACGCGGGGAGGUGCCCUCGGGGAGGCCUGUCACGUCCGACCUCGCCCACCCCGUGGCGCUGGGUGCACAGGUGCCCACGAGGGUGAGCAGCGGGCUGGGCGGGUCUCCCCCGAGGGCAGCGCAGACCCGAGCAGCCUGCUCCCAGCCGCCCUGACGCACCAGCUUCCUCCACGAGCUCCGCGGUCUGACUUCACGGGACGGGACGGGACGGGCCUGAAAACGCGGCCCGCGCGCCACGGACCCACCGCACCGGGGCCGCACCUCCAGCACCGCGCGGGGCGCGCGCCGCCGUCUCCCAGGCUCGCCUCCCCCCGCGGUCACUUCCGAGAGGAGAGGCGUCCUCGCUGCCCGUCUCACACGGGGCGAGGCCCUGCGCCCCGGUCCGGGGGAGCGGCCCCUGCCCAGGAACGGGCGUGCGCACCCGCGAGCAGAAACGCCGAGGAGGCCCCUCCACCCGGCAGAGGCCCCAGCGCGUACGGCCCGGCCCGGCCCGGCCCGGCCCCGGCAGCGUCGCCGCUCUCCGCGCCCACUGCCCAGCCCAGCGCAGGCCGCCGCCGCCAGGCCGGGCAGCGGGAACGGCUCCGAAAGAGAAGCAGACCGAGCGCGCGAAGCUAAAACCCUGCGAACCCCAAACUCACACCCACACCCUCCCCACGAAGACCGGAGCGGGGAAGGAGCGGGAGGCGCGGGCCCGAGAGGGGACGCUCGGGCGGCAGGGACCCGCCGGGCUGCCCGGCCGUCGCCCGGGGUCGCGGGGCCACGGGGAGCCUGAGCGCCGGUAGCAGGGAUGGCGCCCGCCCGGCCCGGGCCCAGGCCACCCGCCCGCAGCCCCGCUCCGACCCGCACCGGUUCACCCCGUGGGCGCCGGUCUCAGGAGAGGCCCCGAGGGCGAGGCUCCGUCCCGGGUCCCCGGCGGCCCCCGGCGCUCCCGCUUCCUCCUCCUUCCUCCCCUUUUGUGAGCGCCCGGCCCGCUCGGCGGCGGCCCCCGCGUCCCCGGCCUCAGCCUCACCUGAGCCCCGCGUCCCCACCGCCCCGGCCUCCCCGGGCCCCCGGUCUCCUCACGUCCCCGGCCUCCCAUGUCCCCAGGCCCCGGGCGCGCGGGCAGGCAGCGCGGGAGGAGCUGGCCUCCGUCGCAUCCGCCUCCGGGACUGAUCUGUCCGGCCCCGCUCGGCCCUCCGCCCUCGGGCCGCGGCCCUGCCAACCACCAGCCCCGGGAGUGGCCCGCCCGCGCCCCGGCCCGGCCCCGCACUCACUCGGACCGCGCUCGGCGCGGGGAGGCGAAGACCGACGACAACGGGGCGGCGCCGCGGGCGGACUGGCCGCGCUCCCUCCCACGCCUCACGCCGCGGGCGCUCAGCGGUCCCGGCCCGGCGGCGGCGGCGGCGGCGGCGGCGGGCUCGCGCCCUCGGGGCCGUGCUGCGCGUGCGCGGCAGCUAGCGGAGGCGCGCGCUCCCCGCUCCGCUACGCGUGUCCGCGUCCCGCGCUUCCGCCUCCUGCAGGACCGGGCCUGCGCGCCGCGGGAAGCGCAUGCGCAGGGCGCCGCCGGCUCCGCUCCGAGGUCGCGCGGGGGACGCCGGGCCGGGGCUUGGAGGGCCCGGGGCCGGUGGGCGGGGCUGCGGCCGGGGAAGCCCUGCCCGGGGCGGGUGGGGCGCCGGCCUGCCGGACCUCCCGGGCCGUCGUGCGGGGGCUCUGGGCCGCCGUGGGGGACACUUCCCCGUCCCCAAACCGCAGACGCGGCGGCUCUGGACGCCCUGGUCGGCGACCCAGCAGUUCCGCCCCAGAGUCGGAACCGCCCGCGUCGGGGUCGCUGUGGACCGGGUCCGUGACCUGUCCAGGCUUCCCGCCCACCUUAAGGAGUUCGGUGCCCGGGCCCCUUUGCAGAUGGGGAAGCCGAGGCUCGGGCUGUGUCAGCGGCGUCGUGGCUGGUGCUGGCCUCGCUGAGACUGGGUCUUGGGAAAUGGCCUGCAGGGGCCGUGUGAGUCGGGUGGGCAGCUGCGGCACCGUGUGGGCGAGGUGCUCUGGGCCUGAGCCCGGGGAGGAGGGUUCCGGGACCCGGGCCUCACCGGGCAGAGGGCGCUGAGGGCGAGCUGAUGGGCUAGGACUGGGUGUCCGAGUGGCAGGGGGUGCAAAGCGCCCAUGGCGGGGCCUGGUAGUCAGCUCGGGUGCCUGGCCUUUGUUCUCGAGCGGGGACCUUCGGAAGGGCCGACACCGAAAGUGAUAGCUGAUUUGUGUUCUUAAAAAAAAAAUCACUGGCAACUGCGGUAGGAAGUGAAAGCACCUUUCGUUUUGAUGGUGUCGCUUUAAUCCUCACCGCAAGCCAGGAGGCAGGAGGCAACCCCCCCCCCCCCCCCCCAGGUGAGCUCCCUGCAGCUGAGCUCCCUGCAGCUGGCGGAGCUGACGGUCCGCUCUCAGAAGCUGUCGUUUGGUUCUCAUUCCAACAGAAUCGGGUGGAAUAAAAUGCUUUUGCUUAGCAAGACCUUUUCCAUAUUCAGUGUUUUCUUUUCAUAUUGUCCCUUGAUGGAAUGUAUUGUGGUUGUUUGUUGUGUGUUUCUUUCCACUCCAUUUAAACUUGUAAGGAGUUCUCUCCCUCUCCCCCCCCCCCCUCUCUCCCCCAGCCCAGGACCUUUGCACCGCUGUUGCUCUGCCUGGACCUCCUCCUCCCCUCACCUCCUUCAGGCCUGCAGAUGGCAUCCUAUGGGAUGUAACUGACCCCUGUGCACUCCGCACCCCUCGCUCUAGCACCUGUGGUUCAGGCCUCACAGUAGGUACUUGUUUAUUUCUUGAUGGUCCGCUCCCUCAACUAGAAUAUCGGAGUCAUUAGAGCAGCGACUUUGUUUUGUUCUCUUCUGGGUCCCUGGCACAUAAUUAACUACUUGUUGAGUGACUGAAUGAAGCCUUGGGUGAUGUGAAGUGAGAAAGUAUUAUUUAAAGUCAACGGAAGGAAUGGGAGUGGGGAGGGGAGUGAAGGGACAAAAGGGAUUACAGUAAAGGGAUGUCUUUGGGGGGAGGGGUUGCUUAGUGUGGUAGACUAAACACAGCCACCAAGUCUUUGACAUUGCUCCCUGCAAGAGGUGGGAUCUAGCUUCACCCCUUGAAUCUGGACAGAUGUUGUAACUCACGUUGACCGAUAAAAUGUGUAACAGUGACGUCGGACUUCCGAGCCAAGGCCUCCAGAGGCCAGCCCCAGCGAGCCUAGGGAGGCCCCAUGGAAGAGAACUGAAGCGCGCUCCCCCCACCCCCGCCUCUCACCCCUCCACACACAAGCGGCCAGACUCCAGACGUGUGAGUGAGGCUGCCCUAGACCCCACCUCAGUUUAGCCAACUGCAGAGAAUCAUGAGCAAAUGAAAACGGGGUGGGGGUAAUUUUUGUUUUAUUUCUUGAUUGUAGAGAGAGGAAGGGAGAAAGCGAGAAGCAUCAGCCUGAUGUUCCACUUACCAGUAUUUACGCAUCAAUGGUUGCUUCCUGUCUGUGCCCUGACGGGAUCGAACCUGCAACCUUGGCGCAUUGGGACGACGCUCCAACCAGCUGAGCUGCCCGGCCAGGGCAAAACUUGUGGUCUUAAGCUUCUGUGUUUUGCGGCAGUUUGUUACACAGCCAUAGAUAACUGACACAUUCCAUUUCCUCGCCUCCGCCGGCCUUGGUGCAUUAGAAAUUGAUCUUCUUGACAGGCAGCUUCGAUUAUUCUGCUUAACAAAGAAAAUGGGGGAAGGCAGGAGGAAGAAUCGAUGCGCAUGAGAAGGACAGGCAGAAAGGCAACAGACAACCUGGGAAGCAGUGAGUGGCUGGUUGUCUAACGGACCCUCGUUAGCCCUGUGUCCUGUGGUGCCCAGAAGCUGCGGAUGACUGGUGGCGCGAACCCAGGUCAGGUUCAGCCGUCCGCAGUUCACCAGCCCCUGACGGUGGGCAGGCUGCACAGCGUCUCUGAACCUCAUUCCUCGUCUGCAAAGGACCUACAUGACAUUGGGUGGCUGUAGGACGGAGUGAGCCCUGCCGUAAGACACUCAGCAGUGUGCGUGGCAUAACACGUGUUAUUGAUUAGCUAUCGCAUUACCGUAUGGAUCACUACUCACCUUGACUGUCACGGCUCCCCAGAGCGUAGCGUUAGCAAAGGCCGAUGUCAACGGAAAUGUAUUUAGAAAGCACAUCUGUGGCUCGGAGGAGACAGAAGCGAGGAGGCGGAGAGCGGGUGCUGGCUGGGUGCUCGGUAAGAGGGCCCGCUGUGGGAACUCACUGGCGUUUCUCAUGAGGAGGCCGGAGGGAUGGUUCUUGGGGAGCGCCGUCAUCGCUCAUCGUAUCAAUAGCGCACACUGUCAUCGCGACCUAAGGCUGCUGAGUGCUCACUGGCUGAGCUUGUGCGGGUCCGGUUCCCCCCGGGAAGCUGCUCGCCCACACUCGCUGCCAGACUGAGUGCUGCGGAAGGGGUCUCCGUGUGCGGCCCCCACUAGAGAGCGUGGAAGUAUCUGUGUAGGUUAUUUGGGUUCUUCCGUGUGGGAGACCUCUCCCCCCCCAUGUGUUCAGUCACUCUGUUUAUAUCAGCAUGGACGCACGGAUAUAUAUAUAUUUUGUACUUUGGGUUAUAAUCGUCACCACUUUAUUUUGCUGCUCUUUCUCUGGACGUUGUUAACGUCCAAAACGCCAUCAAGCCUGACAUCCUCCAGCCAGAACCAGGCAGUGUCCGCACAGGUAGGGCUGCCUCGGGGCAGAGAGUCAGCCCUGGCCACACACCCGCUGGGCAGCGGGCGGGAGAGAUUGACGGGUCCGGUUACAGAGCCUGAACGCACCUCGCAGGUCUGUAACGUUCGUUCCCUCAUUCAAACCACUCGUGCCGCACCCCGGGGAUGUGCCGCGCCCCGGGGAUGUGCCGCACGGCAUGCUAAGCACCAGCUUGCUUCGUUCUGGUGGGAGCAGCGGGUAAACAGGGAAUCAGGACUCAGCCAGCGAGCUGCGCUGCGCUGCUGCAGAGGUGAUGUUGGCGCUGCGUCUUUUUGUUGUUGUUGAUCCUCACUCA
Molecule: messenger RNA, 5187 nt
Organism: Myotis myotis
Lineage: Eukaryota; Metazoa; Chordata; Mammalia; Chiroptera; Vespertilionidae
Product: translation initiation factor IF-2-like
Exons: 2
Coding region: 966-2258 (430 amino acids)
Source: RefSeq, a predicted model, not a curated record